AUGGGUAAUAAACCAGCAGUACAAAAGACUCGUGCUACAUUGACCGGACAACAAAUAGAAAAUUUAAAACAACGGACAAGAAUGUCUGAAGAGGAAAUUAUUAAAUGGUUCGAUGGUUUUCAAAAAGAUUGUCCGGAUGGUCUGUUAACACAAAAGCAUUUUGUUCAAAUGUAUAAUCGUGCAUUUCCUGAGGGUGAUGCAACAAAAUUUGCGAAACGUAUUUUUGUCACCUUUGAUCGUGAUAAUUCUGGUAAAAUCGAUUUUGAUGAAUUUUUAUUGGCAAUGGACUUAAUGGAAAAGGGUAAUUUAGAUGAAAAAUUAAAAUAUGCGUUUCAAUUAUAUGAUUUUAAUAAAGAUGGUAUCUUAACACAUUCCGAGAUUGAAAAUAUUAUUAAGAUGGUGUUGUCAUUACGUGGUGAAGGUGGAAAUGAUCAAUUAAAACAAGAAGUUAUGCAGCAUUUAGAUUCAUUUAUAUCACGAUUUGAUGAAAAUAAAGAUAUGGUUAUUAGUCAAGAGGAAUUUUGUAAUAUAUGUUCAAAAGAUAAAUAUUUAAGAGAAUUUUUAUCACCAACAUUUUCAACGUGA
Didymodactylos carnosus is the source of this 585-nucleotide messenger RNA. The record is from the annotation of a GenBank genome assembly. NCBI's taxonomy places the organism in Eukaryota, Metazoa, Rotifera, Eurotatoria, Philodinida, Philodinidae.